CGAUAAUCGCCUCUUUCUGCCACCGCCUUCCUUUCUAGCGCACCUCUUCUGGACAGCUGGUGUUGACCUUGUUGUUGCGAGACACUUUUGAACAAAGAGUAAUUACCAUGUAAGUAGAGAAGCCCCUAUCGAUUGAGCUGGCUCUGACGAACAAGAAGUGAGAAUUGCUUCGAACGGACCGUCUGCCACGAAGGAACCAUGGCGACAGAAGCCGACCUCUUCAACCAGUACCCCCUGCACCUCGACCCGGCGACGAAAGCGAUCUCUCUCGCCAGUUCAGCCGGGUACACCGCGGUACAGAUCGAAAAUGUCAACAAGGAACUCACAGCGCUGAACCAACUGCACCGCUCGCUGCUCGCGCUCGACCCGCCCAACACCCCCCCGCCUCCCCUGCCGGUGAACCCCAAGCGCAGCGCCCAGAUCUCCAAGCUCCGCGACACCGCCAACGCAGCCUACCGCAAGGGCACGCACGUCGAAGCAGUGAAGCUGUACACCUACGCGAUCGAUAUGGCGCUCGGCCGCCCCGGCUGGGAACCCGUGGGCCUCGCCCGCGACGAGCUGUCCGCCCUCUACGCCAACCGGGCCCAGGCGUACAUGGCGCAACAGGCGUGGCCGGAGGGAUUGAUCGACGCGCGGGCCAGCGUCGACUGUAAACCGGUGGGGAAUGUCAAGGCCUGGUUCCGUGCUGGGAAAUGUCUCGCGGAGAUGAGCCGGGGGGAAGGAGUUGCUGGGAUUACUGGGUGAAGUGCAGGAGAGAUCAUUGCAUCAAUGAGUUUCA
Messenger RNA from Penicilliopsis zonata CBS 506.65, 778 nucleotides. RefSeq lists its product as hypothetical. Gene Ontology annotation, molecular function: protein binding. Bases 199 to 744 code for a protein of 181 amino acids. Lineage: Eukaryota; Fungi; Ascomycota; Eurotiomycetes; Eurotiales; Aspergillaceae. The transcript has 3 exons. The record is from RefSeq and is a predicted model, not a curated record.